GCACCUUUCGGCCCAAGUUUAAAUUAAUUGUUUUCGUUACUAUUACUGGAAGACCAUCUAUAUCCCCACAGCACCAUUUCCCAAUUCCCCAAAGGAAUGCAACAGAGUAUCUGGAGCGCGCCACAGGUAGGUGGUUCUGGUGGUGCUUUGAAGGCCUUGGCCAGGAAUGUGGCCAAUCAUCUGAAGCUGAACCGCAGCAAUAUGAAGCGAAUCGUGGCCCAGGUGGUCGCAGAGCACCAUACCCUCGGGGAUGUGGCCGACUACAAGGGUCACAUGUACUUUGCCAAGCCGGAUCGCUUGAAUUUUCACGAGCUGAUUGCCCAGUCCAAGGAGGCCUUCGACGAUCUGCUGCUCCACAAGCCGCGAUCUGUGAAAAAGCAAGCAAUCACACAACGUCCGAAGUAUCCGACCAAUCCCAACGUAAGACUACAGAUGAAGGUGUCGCCGCCGCAAUUGGCAACACCACCAAAGAAGCAGUCCAUUCUUAAAAACGCCGGUCCACCGAAAAAGCAAUCAAGGCCCAAAAUUCGGAGUCGUAAGAAGAGUUCCACCACUAUUUUCCAGCUGGCGGAUGCAGGUCGCCGUAGUCUGAAUGGCGUAAUCAUCGACGAAACACAUUUGCCCCAAGAUGGUGAGCAAAGGGAGAUCCUUUUGCAUGUUCCCCCCUCGCCAGUCAAGCGACCCCGAAAGCGUCUUCGAUUUGCCCAGACCAAGGAUACGGAGAAAUGCCCAGCGCCGAAACCGGAAAAGGAUGCCGACCAGAAGAGGACAGAACCACAGAAGGACGCCGAGAAAAUCACCGAGGAGAAGGUCCUUCAAGUACACAACCAUCUUCCGGAGAUGAAACUUAGCCCAGACCAGAAGCCGCGGCAAGUAAGGAAAAUGCAGGAAAGCCCCCAGAAGGUGCAGACUGGGUCACCUUUUCGCAACCGAUCGGGGUCUCCUUCGGCUCCUCAGGUGCGCCGGUCUCCUUCACCAGGUCGCUUUCACAAAAUGCCAUCUGUGCAGAAAACGAGUCAAUCACUUCGCGCCAAACGAACCCACAAGCCCAUAAAUGUCAAGAGUCGUGUCUUAAGUCAACGCAUUAAGGCGGGUGAAUGCAACCGAAUUGCAUUUGCACCCAAGCCAGCGGUAAGGGCGAAUCCAGUAGAGAAGAUGAGAUCGGGAUCAAAGCAAAGAACACUCAAGAAAAAACCUUUGCCACAAAGGAGCUACGAAAAACCGUGGAUAGUGAAACGGCCUAGGAAAAAACGAUUGGCUGGCGGAGCUCAAUUGCGGAAAAAUCUGGAGCGUCCGAAUAAUAUCGAUGGCAAGCGAAAGGAAAAGUCAGCUAAGGAGGGGAAAGCCCAGCAUUCAGCGAGGAGCAACACGGGCCAGAUUAAGCCCCCAAGAUCAUCGCAUGUUGGUCGACAAAUGCGAAACGUGAACUUCCCGUGGUAUACGCCCUAUCAAUUCCAAGGUGCCGCCGGAGCAACCCAAAUACCAAAUGCCGGGGCCGGCAUACCGCCGUGCCAAUUGCUAAAGGAAAAGAACCGCAAGCUGGUACAACGACUAUCGGUAAUCCAACCAAUAUCCCCAGUUAAACGUCCCAUUUUAACCAGUCGCCAAAGGCACAGUCUCCAGAUGCAGGAGCGUUUGAUAAGAGAUUUGCAGCGGGAAGAGGCCAUCGAUGAUCCACUGAGCAAUGGAUCGGGCAUAUUUCGUCGAGCCCGCGGUGGAUGGCAAAUAUCCCAACCAUCUCAACCGACUCAACCGACUCAACCGUCUCAACCAUCUCAACCAUCUCAGCAAGGAAUCCAGGAACCUGAGCAACCGAAAAAGGAGCAGGAUCAUCGUUCUGUGGAGCGCGUGAGCUCGCGAAUCAAGCGUUCGCCAAGUGGCAGACGCUAUCGCCAGCCCAACGCCACCAGCGAGCGGAUCAUGAUCCCGCCACCGAAGGUGAGCAAGAAAAUUAAUAAGAAACCAAAGUUUCCAAGCCGCCCCAAGCCGAUUCCGCGUGUCCGUCGAAGAUACCGAUCCGUUCCGGUGGACAGCAGUCUGGGAAGCAUCGCCCUGAUGGGUCAGCCGAUGCAAUCGAAGCAAUCGAAGCAAACGCUAACUCCUGCCAAACGUCAUCUGACCAUUGCUUUUAUGAACAAGAGAUCAGAACGAACCCGUGCUGCCUUUCAGCCCUGGAAGUAGAACUAAGCGGCUGAAUCGCAAAUGAAUGAGUAACAAAAACAUGUUCUUUUCAACGCUGCUGGAUUAAUCUAUUGAUUCUGUUUAUUUGUCGGAGCCAAUAAAUUAUCUAGUUGGAAUGCCAAUUAAGUGGCGUUCUUACCCUGUUGA
Molecule: messenger RNA, 2328 nt
Organism: Drosophila erecta
Lineage: Eukaryota; Metazoa; Arthropoda; Insecta; Diptera; Drosophilidae
Exons: 1
Coding region: 97-2181 (694 amino acids)
Source: RefSeq, a predicted model, not a curated record